AUGCAGGUUGCUGAAAGGGGCAUCUUUGAAACGCUCGAGAAUGAGCCCAUUAGUGUGGAAGAAUUGGCCUUUAAAUUUGCUGUGACCAACAUAAACAGGAACCGGACCUUAAUGCCAAACACCACGUUGACCUACGACAUCCAGAGAAUAAACCUAUUUGACAGUUUUGAGGCCUCCAGAAGAGCCUGCGAUCAGCUGGCUCUGGGUGUGGGAGCUGUGUUCGGGCCCUCUCACAGCUCCUCCGUCAGUGCGGUGCAGUCUAUUUGUAACGCCCUGGAAGUCCCUCACAUCCAGACCCGCUGGAAACACCCCUCGGUGGACAACAAAGACAGCUUCUACAUCAACCUCUACCCUGAAUACACGUCCAUCAGCCGAGCCGUGCUGGACAUCGUGCAGUACUACAAGUGGAAGACGGUCACUGUCGUCUACGAGGACGCAACUGGACUUAUCCGUUUGCAAGAAUUGAUCAAAGCUCCAUCCAGAUACAGCAUCAAAAUCAAGAUUCGACAGCUGCCAACAGGGAGUAAAGAUGCCCGUCCUCUGUUGAAAGAGAUGAAGAAGGGGAAGGAGUUCUAUGUCAUCUUUGACUGCUCUUACCAAACGUCAGCUGAUGUUCUCAAGCAGAUCCUGUCCAUGGGGAUGAUGACUGAGUAUUACCACUUCUUCUUCACCACAUUGGACCUGUUUGCCCUCGACCUGGAGCCGUACCGCUAUAGCGGGGUCAACAUGACGGGCUUCAGACUGCUCAACAUAGACAGCCCUCAGGUGGCCUCAGUGGUGGAGAGGUGGGCCAUGGAGCGACUGCAAGCUCCCUCCAAACCUGAGAGUGGAAUGAUGGAGGGGAUGAUGACUACUGAGGCAGCUCUGAUGUACGACGCCGUCUACAUGGUGGCCGCUGCCUCACAACGCGCCUCCCAAAUCACCGUCAGCUCUCUGCAGUGCCACCGACACAAACCCUGGCGCUUUGGCUCACGCUUCAUGAGCAUGCUCAAAGACGCACAAUGGAACGGCUUGACGGGACAAAUAGUAAUAAACAAGACAGAUGGCCUGCGGAAAGAAUUUGACUUAGAUGUCAUCAGCCUGAAGGAAGAUGGCUUGGAGAAGAUUGGCGUGUGGAACUCCCAAACAGGCCUUAAUUUAACAGAAACCAAUAAGGACUCAUCCACUAAUGUGACCGACUCCAUGGCCAACAGGACCCUCAUUGUCACAACGAUUCUGGAAAACCCUUAUGUCAUGUAUAAAAAGUCUGACAAGCCUCUGUAUGGAAAUGACCGUUUUGAGGGUUACUGCCUCGAUCUGCUCAAAGAGCUGUCCAACAUUUUGGGCUUCUCCUACGAGGUGAAGCUGGUGUCAGACGGAAAGUAUGGAGCUCAGAAUGACAAAGGAGAGUGGAACGGCAUGGUGCGAGAACUCAUUGACCAUGUGGCUGACCUUGCCGUGGCCCCACUCACUAUCACAUAUGUGAGGGAAAAGGUGAUCGACUUCUCCAAGCCCUUCAUGACUCUUGGGAUCAGCAUCCUGUACCACAAACCCAACGGCACCAAUCCAGGAGUGUUCUCAUUCCUCAACCCCCUGUCUCCUGAUAUUUGGAUGUAUGUGCUGCUGGCAUGCCUGGGUGUCAGCUGUGUGCUGUUUGUUAUUGCCAGGUUCACUCCCUACGAGUGGUACAACCCUCACCCCUGCAACCCUGACUCAGAUGUGGUUGAAAACAACUUCACUCUGAUAAACAGUGUCUGGUUUGGAGUUGGAGCUCUUAUGCAGCAAGGAUCUGAACUGAUGCCCAAGGCCCUGUCCACGAGGAUAGUUGGUGGGAUAUGGUGGUUCUUUACAUUGAUUAUAAUCUCCUCGUACACUGCCAACUUGGCUGCCUUCCUCACUGUGGAGAGGAUGGACUCGCCCAUCGACUCUGCCGAUGACUUGGCCAAGCAAACCAAAAUAGAGUACGGUGCUGUAAGAGACGGCUCCACCAUGACUUUCUUUAAGAAAUCUAAGAUUUCAACUUAUGAAAAGAUGUGGGCAUUCAUGAGCAGCAGGAAAAAUACAGCUUUGGUGAAAAAUAACCGCGAGGGGAUUCAGAGGGUUCUGACUACAGACUACGCUCUUCUGAUGGAGUCAACCAGCAUUGAGUACAUCAGCCAGCGUAACUGCAACCUCACACAAAUUGGAGGCUUGAUAGAUUCAAAGGGUUAUGGAGUAGGAACACCAAUCGGCUCACCCUACAGAGACAAGGUCACCAUUGCCAUCUUGCAGCUUCAGGAGGAAGGGAAGCUGCACAUGAUGAAGGAGAAAUGGUGGAGAGGGAAUGGCUGCCCGGAGGAGGACAGCAAAGAGGCCAGUGCUUUGGGUGUGGAGAACAUCGGAGGAAUCUUUAUUGUGCUGGCAGCCGGACUGGUCCUCUCAGUUUUUGUAGCAAUUGGAGAGUUUAUUUACAAAUCCAGGAAAAACUUGGACAUUGAGGAGGUGAGUGUGGGUCAGUGUGAAUGGCACAACAAGUAUUAACACACUGUGGAACUCAACAGAAGACUGUUACGGAACCUACCACACAUUUGCUUUGUCAUUGUUGUCUUCAGAGGACUGUUUGAAUCACUGGGCCAACAGGAGUGUCUGAAUGUGCUGAACUGCAUUGUUACAAUCAAAAGAGAAAUACUUUUUAACACAGAGUUUAGUCUUUCAGCAGUUUUAAUGUAGAGCAGAGAUCAUUUAAGUCUGACACGGACAAACACAUUUGAACCCCUUUUUACGAUGACAGAUGGUGGUUGACGUCUGACAUCGUGACACUUGACCAUCUUGGCCUUUCUUGUUUUUUUUUUUUGGUUCUUUUGCAAAACAAACUGUAUCAUUGUAACUUUGUUUUGUGUGAAGAAAAAUGUCAUUGUCAUGCCAUUUUAUUGUGGGUAUGUGAUGGUAAAUGGUACCUUUUGAGACUUGUUUUCAACAACUGCAGUAUUUGAGAGUAUUCUGUUUUAAAACGUUUGCUGUUUUUCAUAUUUAUACACUCAGAGACUUUCAAGAACAACACUACUUCUUACCACUUUUGUAUGUACUCAUGUAUUUUAAGAAAAACUUGGUCUAUUCAAAGACAGUUUCCAAUUUGAUUAUGAACGAGUCCUUCAAGAUUUUAUCAAAGUUGCUUGACACUCAGGCCGUCGGUUGCCGUGUAUAUGUUUUUUCUUUAGGUUCUUGUAUGAUAUGAAGUUCAUAAUCAUGCAUGCAUUAGUUAUGUCAUGUUGGAAAUGUAUCAGGAUGACUAAAAGUUAUGUGAGAACAUUACAUCCUAUAACCUUUUA
Molecule: messenger RNA, 3287 nt
Organism: Notolabrus celidotus (New Zealand spotty)
Lineage: Eukaryota; Metazoa; Chordata; Actinopteri; Labriformes; Labridae
Product: glutamate receptor ionotropic, kainate 1
Exons: 15
Coding region: 1-2499 (832 amino acids)
Biological process (GO): monoatomic ion transport; modulation of chemical synaptic transmission; synaptic transmission, glutamatergic
Cellular component (GO): presynaptic membrane; kainate selective glutamate receptor complex; plasma membrane
Molecular function (GO): transmitter-gated monoatomic ion channel activity involved in regulation of postsynaptic membrane potential; kainate selective glutamate receptor activity
Source: RefSeq, a predicted model, not a curated record